CGUUUUCCAACUCUCGACUCUCCAACAACCAUACACCUUUUCAGAAAACACAUAUCCACCAUGGCUCGAAAGUUCUUUGUCGGCGGUAACUUUAAGAUGAACGGCUCUCUCGAGUCUGUCGAGAAGAUUGUCCGAUCCAUCAACGACGCCAACCUCGACGGCACCAACGAAGUCGUCAUCGCCCCCCCUGCCUUGUACCUCCUCAAAGUCCAGUCCGAGCUCAACGCGCCCACCCAAGUCUCUGCCCAGAACGCAUUCACCGAGUCGUCUGGUGCCUUUACCGGUGAGAUUGCGCCCCAGCAGUUGAAGGAUGCGAAUGUGCACUGGGUGAUUUUGGGGCAUUCCGAGAGGAGGAGUUUGUUUGGGGAUACGGACAAGUUGGUCGCUGACAAGACCAAGGCCGCCAUCAACGCCGGCCUCUCCGUCAUUGCCUGCAUCGGCGAAUCCCUCGAAGAACGCGAAUCCGACAAGACCAUGACCGUCGUUGAGCGUCAGCUUGAGGCUAUCGCUGCUGCUAUUGACGUUGAUGCUUGGAAACGGAUCGUCAUUGCUUACGAACCCGUCUGGGCUAUUGGCACCGGCAAAGUCGCCACCGUCUCCCAAGCGCAAGAAGUCCACGCUGCCAUCCGCUCCUGGCUCUCUCGCCGCGCUUCCCCCGAGAUUGCCGACUCGACCCGUAUCAUUUACGGCGGUUCCGUCAAUGGCAAGAACUGUGGCAAGUUGAGUGCGGCAAAGGAUAUUGAUGGGUUCCUUGUCGGCGGAGCCAGUUUGAAACCCGAGUUUAUCGAUAUCUGCAAGUCUGGCAAGAAGGCGUAAGGUCCCUAAUGCCGGAUGCAGGGGAGGGAAGAGAAGAGAAAAAAAAAAGCAUUUGGGUGUGGAAGAGAGGAUAAAGAAGUAGAUAUGAAUACAAAGUAUGAACAGGAAACCGGAUGCAACUUGUCCAAGUUUU
Messenger RNA from Cryptococcus deneoformans JEC21, 949 nucleotides. RefSeq names its product triose-phosphate isomerase, putative. Gene Ontology annotation, molecular function: triose-phosphate isomerase activity. NCBI's taxonomy places the organism in Eukaryota, Fungi, Basidiomycota, Tremellomycetes, Tremellales, Cryptococcaceae. Gene Ontology annotation, biological process: gluconeogenesis; glyceraldehyde-3-phosphate biosynthetic process; glycolytic process. Gene Ontology annotation, cellular component: cytosol. The transcript is spliced from 4 exons. The coding region runs from base 61 to 816 and encodes 251 amino acids. The record is from RefSeq and is a predicted model, not a curated record.